CUUUUUAUUGUACUGGUAUGAUCUCCAGAAUCAUUCAUACUACAGCGAACUCUCUCACUCAUAGUACUACAGUCUACAGCUCUCUCUAUUACUUCUACUGUUGCAAAGAUCGAUCCGAUCCUCGGUCUCGAUCGCAUACAGUCUCGCCCAGCUGUUGCCCACCUCUCGAUCUUGUACACUCGGAGCUUUCUUCUGAUCGAUCAAGAAUCACACAGCUAGUUAGCUAGAAACAGAGACAUCGAUCAUGGGAGACUCUUCUGCUUCAUACAUACACCUGGUGCAGCACCUGAUAGAGAAGUGUUUGAUCUUCCACAUGAGCAAAGAAGAGUGCAUGGAAGCUCUGUCUAAGCAUGCAAACAUCACACCUGUCAUCACCUCCACCGUGUGGAAUGAACUGGAGAAAGAGAACAAGGAGUUCUUCGAGGCGUAUGCAGUGUCUCAGAACAAAAAAGAUCGAAUGUCUGAGGAAGAGACAAGUCAAUUGAUCAAAAAGAUGAUAUCAGAUUCCUCCAAAGAUUCAGACGACUAGCUAACAUGCUAUGGAUAGCGAUCUCACCUUGGCUUCUGGUUGGUAGAUAGCCUUCAACAUAUAUCAUAUCUAUCUAUAUGGAGCCAAACUAUUCGUAUCACCAGAUCCCAACCCAAUAAGAACAACAGCAGCAUCGAUCAUAUAUAAUUAUAUAUGUAGUGUUAUUUGCAUGAGGUCCCCUACCCGUAAAUAUUUUUUUCAUUAACGAAAUAAUAAUACGGAAGCGCACGGAUCUGUAUAUUUCAUGGUUGGUGCCUCCCCUUUCCUCUUCAAAUAAUGCUUCAAUGCCAUUUGCCCACCCACAUGCUUCGUCUUGUUCAGCCUAUUAUAUUGCACCAACCAAUCAGUACUCCUGGCGCCCCGAUAUUCUUAUCAUUUGAACUUUUGAAGGAAUUCAAUAUCAUUGGAAUUAAACAAGGGUUCAAGUUUGUAAUGUUCCAUCAGUUAAAGUGAAUUUGAUUGAUAAUGAAAUAUGUUCUUGUUCU
Messenger RNA from Rosa chinensis, 1014 nucleotides. RefSeq lists its product as uncharacterized. NCBI's taxonomy places the organism in Eukaryota, Viridiplantae, Streptophyta, Magnoliopsida, Rosales, Rosaceae. The transcript has 3 exons. The coding region runs from base 245 to 529 and encodes 94 amino acids. The record is from RefSeq and is a predicted model, not a curated record.